ACAUCCCAAAGUAGCAGCCCUGCUCUAUCACUCACUUCAAAACCACCAUGUCCCUGGGGCCACUGAAAUUCCAGGCAGUGGGUGAGGAGGAGGAGGAAGAGGAGAGUCUGGACUCUGUGAAGGCACUGACGGCCAAGCUACAUCUGCAGACACGGCGGCCCUCAUAUCUGGAGUGGACAGCUAGGGUCCAGAGCCAGGCCUGGCAAAGGGCCCAAGCUAGACCUGGGCCAGGGGGACCUGCCAUCUGCGGCUUCAACUCAAUGGAUUCUGCACUUGAGUGGCUCCGACAGGAGUUGCGGGAGAUGCAGGCUCAGGACCGGCAGCUGGCAGGGCAACUGCUGCGGCUGCGGGCCCAGCUGCACCGACUGAAAGUGGACCAAGCCUGUCACCUGCACCAAGAACUGCUGGACGAGGCCGAAUUGGAGCUGGAGCUCGAGCCCGGGGCCGCCCAGGCCCUGGCCCCUCCGCUGCGGCACCUGGGCCUCACGCGCAUGAACAUCAGUGCCCGGCGCUUCACCCUCUGCUGAGGGCCACCUGAAAAGAGGGAAGGGAAGGGUGCUUGUGCCCCAGAGAUGCCAGCGCCUGGGGGCGGGGAGGGGCACACUGAGGUUUCCGAGA
Castor canadensis (American beaver) is the source of this 618-nucleotide messenger RNA. RefSeq names its product family with sequence similarity 167 member B (gene Fam167b). The record is from RefSeq and is a predicted model, not a curated record. NCBI's taxonomy places the organism in Eukaryota, Metazoa, Chordata, Mammalia, Rodentia, Castoridae.